Molecule: messenger RNA, 5388 nt
Organism: Octodon degus (degu)
Lineage: Eukaryota; Metazoa; Chordata; Mammalia; Rodentia; Octodontidae
Gene: Cep68
Product: centrosomal protein 68
Exons: 7
Coding region: 134-2338 (734 amino acids)
Source: RefSeq, a predicted model, not a curated record
GCGGGGAGGGCCACUAUAGCCGCCUGGGAGCCCAAGCUCCUGCAUCGCAUGGGGCUGUUGGGGCGGCUCGGGAUUGGCGAAGGUUCGAGGGAGCUUGAAGGAUUCAGGGGAGCCCUGACCUAGGCACAGCUCGAUGGCCCUGGGUGAAGAAAAGGCAGAGCUGGAAGCACAUGGAAACACAAAGGCUCAGGGCCCUGAGCCAGAGCAGCUACCUUGCCCGGAAGCGGAGGGAGGGCCUGCCUCUCCUCUAUGCAGGACAAAGGAGCUACCUGCUCUUGCCUGCUGGGCUGAAGCUGACCCGAGUGGCACCUCUGGAAUUUACCUGCCACAGGCCAGUGUGGCCAGCAGAGUAGUAGAAGCUGAUGGGCCAACGCCUGCCCUCAGUAACCUGUUUCCUCCUGCCAUCACAGGGUCUGGAGACUUUUCUGCAGGAAGCCAGGUGGAGGAGAUAAGGCUUCCUGCCUCCCAGGGGUUACCUCAAAUUAUUAACACACCCAGAACUGCAGCCCCUUGCUCAGGACAUGAUGCUGAUACUGGAGGUGACUCAUCCCCAGCUGAUUCGCCCCAGGUGCUGGGCCUCAGCCAGCAGCCUCUCAUCUCAGGUGUCUCUUUCCUGUCACAACGGAAGUCCAUGGUGAGCCCUGGUGCCACAGCCCCUCGCCUGUGCAGCAGUAAUGUCUCUGCUUCUUCCAUGGGCAGCAGUCUUCAGGCAUACCAAGAGAAGGCAGAACCUCAGAGUGGCUCCCUUGCCAAGGCUGCCUCCUCCCUGGAGCUGGCCAUCCCCAAGCAGCCUCCCACUGCAGGGGCGGCAGGACCUCGGCUCCAGUGGUCAUCGCAGCCUGCAGCCCCGGGGGGUGAUACUGCUGGCCUGGGCAGGAGGCGCCUCUCCUUCCAGGCUGAAUAUUGGGCCUGUGUGCUGCCAGAUUCCCUGCCUCCUUCUCCUGACCGCCUCUCCCCAUUCUGGAACCCAAAUAAAGAGUAUGAAGACCUGCUUGACUAUACUUACCCACUGCGCCCUGGGCCUCAGCUCCCAAAGCAACUUGACAGCCACACAGUGGCUGACCCUGUUGUCCUGCAGGACUCUGGCAUAGACCUGGAUAGCUUCUCUGUCUCCCCUACAAGCACUCUCAAGUCACCUGUUAAUGUCUUCCCUGGUUGCCCACUAGCAGAGGCCCCCACCUUACCAUUUUGUGGGCCCAGAGAACCAAGCCCUAAGAAGUGGCCCUCUGGAGUACUCCAGAAGCAGGGAGUACCUCGAAGCCAGCUUGCAUCAACACCUAAAGCCCCUGACCAUGGGGAUGCUGCUUGGGAAGGUAGAGAGACAAGCUUGAGGGGCACAAAACAUCGGCUACCUGUGGGCAAGCAGCUCAAGCUGGACUUUUCCCAAAUGAGGACAAGAGACAGAGAGUGGCCCUUACCCAGGCCAGAGAGGGAAAAGAGGGCCAGCAAGAGUGUCCUGCGCAAUGCCCCAAUGGAGUCUGGAUGGAAAUCAGAAGAGGAGGUGGACAGUGACGAGGAGUAUCUUGCCCUUCCUGCUCGGCUGACACAAGUUUCUAGUUUGGUUUCAUAUCUAGGCACCAUGCCCACAUUAGUGACUCUGCCCACUGGGGCUGCUGAGGGACAGAGCUCUUUAGAAGUGUCAGACAGUAAUGGGCCAGCUUCCCUCCCAUCAGUUUCCAGCCAAAGCCAGCUUCCUUCUGGGGCUGCCCUCCACAGGUCUGGGGCCCCUGAAGGCCAGAACCCACACAACUUCAUAUGUGCCCGGAACUCUGCAGAAGACAGUCUGCUGAGCAGCCAGGCCCUGGGGGACUCCUCUGGACUGCUAAAGUCACACCCCUCCUUGCCAACUGUGUUGGACAAAUGGCCCUUCUCAGACCCAGGUGCCAAAGGGCAUCCUCCCAGAAUAGCAGAAGAACAAAGGAAAGACUCCUUGGUCCAAUGUGUGCAGACAUUUUGCUGUCAGCUGGAAAAGCUGAUCCAUUGGCUGUAUAAUGUCACAGAUGUCACUGACCUUGGGACUCCACCCCGGUCCAGUCUCACGGGUCUCAAGUCUUCUCUGCAGCUUUACCGGCAAUUUAAGAGAGAUAUACAUGAGCAUCAGUCCUUGACUGACAGUGUCCUAGAGAAGGGGGAGACCCUGCUUCAGUGCCUGUUGGACAAUACACCAGUUUUGAAGGAUGUCCUUGGAAGGAUCUCAAAGCAAUCUGGUGAACUGGAGAGCCAUGCAGAUCGGCUUUACGACUCUAUCCUCGCCUCUCUGGACAUGCUGGCUGGCUGCAGCCUCAUCCCUGACAGUAAGCCAGUGGCAGCCAUGGAGCCCCCAUGUGCAGGGGUUUAACCAGGCACCUUCAGCAAAGCUGCAGCUGUUCUUGGAAAGAAAGAAAUUUAUAAGAAAUCCUGGCAAGAACCACUUAACAGUUAAUUAAGGGGAAAAGCUUAAUAUACUAGCUUUAAAAAUGCCUUUCUCUUAUAGAAGUAAGGGCUAUUGAAUUACUGUUUCUAUUACAAUGAAUCCUUCCAGACUUAAGGUUUUCCUUUCGGUGCUUCUCUAUAAAAAGCAUGUGGCUCUGUAAUUUUUGAUAAAAUAGUUAAGAUUUACAGAUCUUGACUUCCCUCUUAAGUUAAAAACUGUGGACAAACCUAACUCUUCCACCUGUUGAGGUCACUGACAGAAGACUGAUAUGAGAAAGAAGAUGCUAAAUACAGUAUUUGGAAUGCUAAGGCAUAGGAGAUCCAUAAGACUGAAAAAAGCAAUUGGCUGGACAGAAACCUCAGGUCUUUCUCACAGUUAGACUUAGGUUUUACAUUUCCUCUUUAAAAAAUACCUGAGAAGAGACUUUUGCCAGAGGUCUGCAGAAGAAAACCAGUAAGAGAGUAGAACCUCUGCAAACUACCUUAGCUGUCUUCCAGGCUGAAGUCUCCACCUUCCUACCUAGCUGAGAUCCCUUGAAAGGGGACAUGGAAAACUAUGGUACUUCAGCUUGGUUAUGACCUGAUUAAUUAAUUGAGCUGAUCAAUUAAUCAAGCUUAAAGGUGAUUCUGGGAAAAUUCAUCAGACCCUUUAGCUUUCCCUUGGACUAGCACUGUAUAAGGCUGGGAAAGAGAAUGGAUAAGGUAAUGUAACAUGUCACUAUAAAUUCACAGCUUACAGGUUCUUGUCUUUUUCUUUGCUCUGUCAGAACAUGUUUGUUUUUGUUUUUUGUUUGUUUGUUUGUUUUGGUGGAACCGGGGAUUGAACUCAGGCCCUUGCCAGGGAUGCGCUUAUUCUACUGAGCCAUCUGCCUGGCCUUCCAUAUCACUAUAGAAACAAGCUGUCAAGAUUAAAGAAUUCUUCAUGUUCUGUAUAGGUUUUGAGUAAACAAAAGCAAGCAGAAAAAAAAAAAAAAAAAAAAGCACAAUACAGUAGUCUCUAAAGUUCUAUUAAAUGAGAUUUUUCUGCUUCAAAAUUUCUUAAAAGACAGACACUGGAAAUAACUAUUAAAUUCUAAUAUUUAAAAACUGGCCAUUCAGCAGUAGCUACACAUAAAGUAUUUCAAGUGCCUGCUGCUACUGUAGUAACAUAAUGUAGGUUUAUCAUAAAUUUAAGGACACAUUCAGAAUUAAACUUCUACGAUUCUGCCAUCUCAUAUUACUCUUGAUUGUAUAAAUGCUGAGAUGAAGACAGGAAACAUCUCCCUGACCACCCCCCUAUACACAUUUCUUCAAAGCAUAGAAUUGGUUAAAAAGUCAGAUAUGUGUAAUAUAUUCUUAAAGUGAUGAACCUCUUUGAUGUGGCUAUAAACUGGAAUAUACAUUGAGUAUGUUAGAGCAGCCCUGAAGAAUUAAAUCCAUUUGACAAGCAUGAAAAUGGCAUUUUUGAAGAUGAUAACCUUAUGGAAACAAACUGGCUAUUAUGUAUCAAUUGUGAAUGUAGAAUUUGGUAUUCUUACUACUGUUCACUAUAAUAAUAACUUUAAAUGACAGAAUUAUUUUGGACCACUCCUUUUCCCAAAGUGCUACCUUAUCUACAGAUGAUUUAAGAUACUUUUGUUCAUCUUGUUUGAAAUACAGUGUGACUGAGUGCUCUCUAAUGUGGCUCCAAAUGCCACAGGAGUAUUAACAUGACUGUUACUUCCAUGUUCAGCUAUUCAGUUUGAUACCUCUCUUAAAACUCAAGCUGAAAAUGCUUCAACCUAAGAAGAUAACCUCGGCAUGGUAGCACAUCCCUGUAAUCCCAUCACUGACAGGCUAAGGCAGCAAGAGGAUUAUUGGGAGUUGGAGGUCCAUCUGGGCUACAAAGUGAGCUCAACUUACUGCAUAAAGAUACUCUGUCUCAUGGGCCAGGGAGAUGGCUCAGUGGAAUAAGCGCUUCCCUGGCAAGCGCAAGGGCCUGAGUUCAAUCCCCAGUUCGAAGGAAAAAAAACUCAAAAGAACUAAAAACACUUAAGGUACAUUUCCAUCAGCAAACAUUGCUAGGUUAGAUUUAAGUAGCCAGGCAGGUUGGCAUGUUGUGUUGCCAUAAUCACGUUUUUAAUGGAAUCUGUCUAUAGCAAAGUGGCAAAACUAACGGCUACCAAUUUCAAGACUUAGUUCUUGUUUUGGGGUUUUUUUUUGGGGGGGGGGGGGCAGAAGCAAGGAUUGAACUCAGGCCCUUGCGCUGACCAGGGAAGCGCUUACUCUACUGAGCCAUCUCCCCAGCCCUCUAUUAGUUCUUGUUAUACAUACUUGGCUAAGCUUCAGCAAAUAUGACUGUUACAAGACAGGGCAGUAUUUGAAAUAAUGUGGGAACAUGAAGCGUUGCUGUAAGACACCAUGGAAAGGCAACACAUAUGUGAAAAGAAAGCUCUUAUAUCCAAGGUCAGGGAACGGGAAGUUAGGGCUCAGACGAUUAUGGCUGCCCUUCUGUAAGGAUUGUCCCAAGGUUGCCCCUGCUUUAAACAGGGUAAGCUAAAUUAUGACAGCCACUUAUAUUUGAAACAAGACAGGUGAUAAUUCCCUUUAUUAUGUGAACCAUUUAAAGGGCAUGGCAGCCUUGAAAUGUCUAUACUUGAAAAUGGGGUUAGAAGUGAGAAUAUAUUUUUUUCAAAAAUGGAUUUAUUGGAAUAUGCAUAAAAAUAGUGAAGCAUGCUGAAAUGUGUUAAAUCCUAAUUUUGACUGCCAUAAGGAAAUGAACAUUAAGAUUUUCCAAACUAUGGAAAUAUGUUCAUAUAUCAAAAUAACUCAUGUAACAUUUUGUGAUAACAUGCCAGUGAUCUGCGUUUUAACAAUUUUUGCUGUAUAAUUCUAAAACGCAUAGCACAUUUGUUUUGUAUCAUUUAGCUACUUUAGAAAAGUUUGAAUUCUUCCCCCCCCCUUUAUAUAAUGUAUUAAUAAGGGAAAAAAACUUUUUAAAGCAUUAAAAAAAUAAAA